Messenger RNA from Striga hermonthica, 300 nucleotides. Lineage: Eukaryota; Viridiplantae; Streptophyta; Magnoliopsida; Lamiales; Orobanchaceae. The record is from the annotation of a GenBank genome assembly.
AUGGCGUUUUUUCUCAAUAAAUCCACUCGCUCCGCUCUCCGCCUCAGUUCCCAGAAAGCUGAUGAUUCGUUGAUGAUUUCAAGGCGCGGGCUUCAUGUUGAGCCCGGGGCUCGCGAGAAGGCUCUCUUGGAGGAACACCCGUCCCUUAAACGCUUCAAAUCAACUAAGAAUACUGUGAGACUUAUCAAACGUGCAGGAGAUGUUCUUACUGUCAUAGUUGUAGCUGGAUGUUGCUAUGAGAUUUAUGUGAGGGCAGUAUUACGAGAAGAAGCUCGUAAACAAGCAAAAGACAGCGCCUGA